AUGGGUUACACGGUUACCAUACUCCUGAUAGAUGAAGCGGCUCAAAUCAGGGGGGGGGGGGGGGGGGGGGGGGGGGGGGGGGUGGCUCCAGGGCCCGAAUCGGAUUCGGACAUACAGGUUAAUUUUGGGGGGGGGGGGGGGGGGGGGGGGGGGGGGGGGGGGGGGGCCCUGUACGAAUUAUACCUUCAGCGUUACCCUAAACGAACAUACCGUCCGAAUAAGCCGGUCUGCGUACCCCAUAGUGGUUACGGGGGUGAGGCGCGGCAACUGGGGGGCGGAGUACCGUUUCCGGGGAGGGGGGGGGUGGGGGGAUCCUUCUAA
Molecule: messenger RNA, 321 nt
Organism: Dicrocoelium dendriticum
Lineage: Eukaryota; Metazoa; Platyhelminthes; Trematoda; Plagiorchiida; Dicrocoeliidae
Source: the annotation of a GenBank genome assembly